Thunnus maccoyii (southern bluefin tuna) is the source of this 2282-nucleotide messenger RNA. RefSeq names its product alpha-N-acetylgalactosaminide alpha-2,6-sialyltransferase 1-like. Gene Ontology annotation, molecular function: sialyltransferase activity. The transcript has 9 exons. Bases 192 to 1550 code for a protein of 452 amino acids. NCBI's taxonomy places the organism in Eukaryota, Metazoa, Chordata, Actinopteri, Scombriformes, Scombridae. The record is from RefSeq and is a predicted model, not a curated record.
UUCAUGGAAAGGCAGUUUUCCACCACGGCUCCUGUUCUAUUGUGCAUCAGCGCAGUAGCCCUGCCCCUUUACAAGUUGGUGACAAGGGCUCAAAUACUCUAGGUAGCUUUUCCACCGGGGCAUAAAUUCCAGCAACGCAAGCAAACACUUGUCUGUAUUCAUCUGGAUAGCAACACUGCUGGUUCUCAGGGAUGGGAAUACAAACUGCCAGGAUAUUUUUUGUGCUGUUUGUGAUCUCAACUGGCAUUGUACUUUUUACUCUAUCAAGGCGAAAUUUAUCACAAAGCAUCAGCUGGACCGCUUUCUCAGGAAAAUUCAAACACAGAGAUGGAGACAGUAAAAUUACAGUCUUGGAUAAUAAAGGAAACUCAACUCCAUCGCCUGCUGUGUCACCCACAACAACACAUAAAGCAAAAAUCACUGAUUCAGUGACAACAAACCCAGUGACAGAGUUUAAAACUGAUGUAAUGAGAACCUCUACGCAUGGCGCUGUAGCUGAGACUCCCAUGCCUGUCCUCUUCAAAAGUUCCUUCAAGAAACUCCCCAAGUGGGAUUUUGAGGAUAAAUAUAACCAGGAUGCUCCACCCAGACAGACAACAUGUGCCCAGUCUCUACGGAAGUCUGAAGAUGAGAGCUUUAAGAAGGCUUUUCUUCCCAACAUACGCUUGUUUAUGCACAAAGACAAUAUCAACAUGAGCGAGUGGAACCGACUUUCCCAUUUUAACAAUCCUUUCGGUUUCAUGGGGUACAAGUAUGAUGACGUGAUGGCCUCAGCGAAAUUGAUCUCAAAGCCAAAGGAGCCACUACUCCUUCCAGUUCCAGGCAGUGAUGGAUGUGUUCGCUGUGCUGUGGUGGCCACCUCUGGGAUCCUCUAUGGCUCUAAAUUGGGGAAAGAGAUCGAUGCACACGAUUAUGUGUUUCGGAUGAACGGUGCUGUCAUCAAGGGUUUCGAGGAAGACGUAGGAAACAAAACGUCAGUGUACGUUCACACGGCCCACUCCAUCACUUCAGCCUCAUAUACGCUGAAGAAGUAUGGAUACAAAUCUGUCCCUCAUGAUGAGGGUAUAAAAUACGUAAUGAUUCCUGAGGGGAUGAGGGAUUUUCAGUGGCUCCAGGGUCUUCUCAAAGGAGAAAGGGUCUCUGCUGGUCCAUAUCGUAACAAGCGGCCGAGGACGUACUAUGCCCAGCAGUACAAUGAGACACGCUUCUACGUUCUGCACCAGGACUUUCUCAGAUACGUGCGGAACAGGUUCUUGUCUUCUCAUAUCUUGAAUUCUGUACACUGGGGAAUUGUGAGACCAACCAAUGGGGCAUUCACUCUCUUCCUGGCUCUACAAACCUGUGACAUAGUGGAUGCAUAUGGAUUCAUUACUGGUGACCACAAGAAAUACUCCAACUACUAUUAUCAGAGGAAUGCUAAAACCCAUGUCGUUUACUACAUCAAUCAUGAUUACACAGUGGAAAUGAAUAUGUGGAAAAAACUGCACAACAGCAAAAUAAUUAGGCUAUAUCAAAGAACUGACCCUGAAACAGAAAAGCCAAAGCAAUAAUGACACACUGAGAAUGGCGGUAAUGGCAUCAAGAGCUGAGGAUAUUUUUACAUGGAAAACCAGGUAAGGAACGUGUUCCACAAAGAGAUUAUCAAAGACAUUACCAAAACCUGACCAUAAGUGCUCUUAAGCACUUAUUAGUGCUUACUUAGGUACUCCAAAGUCACUAUAAAGUUGAAUAAACACUUCUUCUGGUGAAACAGUCAGCAAAAAACUGACAUUAUAACCUUCAUGAGGGUGGGACUGAAGGGUUGGUGCGUUACACUAGUUUUAGUGAUUAGCUAGUUUUGAUUGUAGUAUGUCUCUAAUUAGGUGGUAGAUAGAAAAAAAACAAUAUACCUUACUAUUAAAUAAGAGAGAUGAAAUAUCAUUAAGUAUAGCUAUCAUAAUACAAAUGUAAAAAUGCUGUCAUAGAUGAUAAAAGGAUUUCCCAUUUUGUGCUCUUGUAAUGUGGAAAAUCCAUUGCCAUGUCAUGAUAGCAUGAUAGCCAAAAAAAAGCAACGUGCUGGGAGAAAGAACAAUGAAUUACUAGAUUAUUAGUGAUAAAUUCUUAUGUGACAAUCCUCUUGUUUCCAAAAAGUGUUCACUUCUCGUGACACAUUGAUAUCUGUCUGACAUCUGUCGGCUCUAGCUAGCUAAGCUAACGUAAAUUCCAAGGAAAAAAUAGCAGCUAGCAGCAAUGAUAAUGCUAACCCAGACUACAUGAAGAUAGCACUUACAGUUACUGAGAAG